Messenger RNA from Klebsormidium nitens, 1743 nucleotides. NCBI's taxonomy places the organism in Eukaryota, Viridiplantae, Streptophyta, Klebsormidiophyceae, Klebsormidiales, Klebsormidiaceae. The record is from the annotation of a GenBank genome assembly.
CAGAUCAUGGGACUGGGAGGCAGAUGAAGCUCCGCGAAGACGUUUUUCGAGAGAUCUUGAGAGAUCUGCCAACGUUGACACGCAGAUCAAGCGAAGCGCGAAGAGCUAGAAAGAAGUCUGACGCUGAAAUGAAGGACAGAGGUUUGUUCUGGUUGGAUCAAGGAGACCAGUUUUAUUAAGCCAACGCUGUCAGGUCGAGAAAUGCUGCGUGCUGUUAAAGAUCAGAGAAGGAACACCUAGCACCUGACACUCCAGUAGGUUUCAGCAAGAAUCAUGGCUGCCAACGGAAUCAUUUCUGAAACCGCCUCGCUCCUUGCUCCACACAAUCAAGAAAAGCUUAAGAGUUCAAACAAGCAUGGAAGCCCAAGCCGAAAACCCUCCCCACCUUCUUCUUUCUUAUCAAUAUUUCAACCAGGGAAAGAAGGGGCACACGACAUUGAAGUUAGGGGCCAAGUUGCGGCUGCCGCAGCUAUUCUUCAAUGGUGGACGUUGAAUGUACUCAUAGUACUGUUAAAUAAGUACAUCUUCCAAGUGUACGAGUUCACGUUUCCACUCACGCUGACCACCAUUCACUUUAGCUUAUCGUGGCUGGGCGCAUACCUGUACAUUCACGUCUUCAAGUUGACCCCCCUGAUCGUGGUCGCCAGCUGGCAGGACCGCGUUGCACGCGUCCUCCCCGUGUCCGCACUCUCCAUGGCGAAUAUCGUUCUUGGAAACGUGGCGCUCCGCUACAUCCCCGUCAGCUUCAUGCAGACCGUCAAGUCGUUUACUCCAGCGGUUGGAGUGAUUCUGGAAACGCUCUUCUUCGCGCGCGACUACGACGUCCGGAUAUGGGCCUCCCUUCUGCCGAUCGUUGCCGGAGUCGCGCUGACUACCGUCACCGAACUGAGCUUCGUCCUCACGGGAUUCAUCUGCGCUCUCGCCGCGUGUUUCGCCAACGCCCUCCAGAUGAUCAUGACGGAACUGCUCAUGAAGGGCAAGCUCGAACUGGACAGCAUCAACACGUUGUACUACUUCGCACCGUAUUCCGUGGGACUGCUUUUUCUGCCGGCCUUGUAUCUAGAGUGGGGGCCAAUCGUCGCCUGGAGAGCGGACCGACCGGGGUGGGAGGCUGCAACCCCCUGCGUGGCGAUUUUCGUCUCGGGGGUGAUUGCGUUUGGGCUUAACCUCUCGGUUAUCUACGCGGUCAAGGCAACCAGCGCUGUGACCAUCAACGUGGCGGGCAAUCUUAAGGUCGCGGUGUCGAUUCUCGUGAGCUGGAUACUGUUCCAGAAUCCGAUGACUGGGCUGAACGUGUUGGGUUGCGCAAUUACCGUGGCCGGGUGCACGGUCUACGGCUACAUGACGCACUUGAUUACGUUGCAAACCAAGAAAAGGAGCCUGGACGAGGCGGUCAGGAUACAGAACUUGGAGUUGGCGCAGGCGGAGGCGCCCCCGUCGGACUCGACCCGCUUAGAACGGAAGCCGACACAUUGACCACGUUACUCAGAGCAAGGCCUGGGCCCUUAUUGAACGGUCCGAGUCACUCUUCAUCCUACUAUAUGCUGCGCAGUAACGCAUUUUGGAAGGGGAGCGCUGGCUUUUCUCGCCAUGCAACUAGUUGCUAUCUCUUCUCAGUGAACGCGGUCCUCAUGGCAGUCGCUUAAUUAUAAGCGCUCGCGUCCGAUUCUUUCAACCAGUACUCAUUGAUCCUGGGAAUUCAUCGGGUCUUUCGUAUACACAACACGUGCCAAGCUUUGUCAG